This is a messenger RNA of Poecilia reticulata (guppy), 2247 nucleotides long. The record is from RefSeq and is a predicted model, not a curated record. Lineage: Eukaryota; Metazoa; Chordata; Actinopteri; Cyprinodontiformes; Poeciliidae.
UCUCUGAGCAGGAAGUCAUAAAUCUGGAAGGAACCAAUAGAAACGAUCCAACCAGCCAGGGGGCGGGGCUAGUGGGCAAGCAGCCAAUGGGAAACCAGGACCAGAACCAGACUGGAACCGGAACCAGAACCAGACCAGAAUCAGAACCCAGACCCAUACCUGGAUGUUUUAUCCAAUCAGAUUGUUUGGCUCGUGGAUCUGGCUGUUCUGAUUGGCUGCCAGCGACCCCUGCUGGAUCUGCAGAGUAAUGUCUUGAUAAAUAUCUGAUAGUUUAUUUUGUUUGUUCUGUCGGAUAAACUGCAGAUUUAGUUUCUCAGCUGAGAAUCGUCCUGGAAAUGUGCUGGAAAUAAAUAUUAACUAUAAUUACUAAUCCAUCAGUUGGUUCUGAUCAGCUGCUUACUGAUUGGUCCCCUCUGGCCCCGCCCACAUUUCCUGAACUCAGGCUCAGCUUGUCAAAAGUUAUUGAUUCUCCUAAAUAAUUAGUUAUUUGGGUGGAGGGAGCCUCACUGAGCAUGCUCAGUAGAGGCGGACAGAAUGUGGGCGUGGUCUCUGAUGGGAAAACUGGAACAGUCCCAGGUUGUUCCUGGAAUUAGUGGGAAAGGUGUGACAUCACCAGCUGGUCUCUGCGGGGCGGAGCCGCAGUGAUGUCACAGGGGUCUGCAUCAGGGUGUGACGUCACUUCCCUCCAGGUGAUGAACCAGGAUGUCAGACGGGAAGCAGCGCAGUCUGUCCACUUCUGGAGAAUCUCUCUACCAGAUCCUCGGCCUGGAGAAAGGCUGCAGCCAUGACGACAUCAAGAAGUCCUACAGGAAGCUGGCGCUGCGGUUCCACCCGGAUAAAAACCCGGACAACCCGGAGGCGGCGGAGAAGUUCAAGGAGCUGAACAACGCGCACUCGGUGCUGGCCGACCUCAGCAAGAGGAACAUCUACGACUCGUACGGCUCCCUGGGGCUCUACGUGGCGCAGCAGUUUGGAGAGGACAACGUCAACACCUACUUCAUGCUGUCCACCUGGUGGGCCAAGGGCCUGUUCCUGCUCUGCGGCAUCCUGACCGGAUGUUACUGCGGCUGCUGCCUGUGCUGCUGCUGCAACUGCUGCUGUGGGAAACUCAAACCCUCUGCUGCGGGCGAGGGGGCGGAGCCAGUGUACGUCUCCCCUGACGACCUGGAGGAGGAGAUUCGCAACAACCCUGACGACGAUGUGGAGACGCCGACUGUCCAGCAGCCCCGCAGCGCCAGUGAGAAGACGCAGCUGAUCGGAGACGGCCACCGCAAAUAUGGAGACACCUUCACCUGAGAGGGCAAGAAGAGACCCCGCUGACCCCACACCCCGCUGAUUCCACACCCCGCAGACCCCUCACCCCGCUGACCCCUCACCCCACUGACUGGAACACCCAAACGUUCUUCACCAAAGACACCAAAACGUCUGACGUUCCAAACAUGAAACAUAAAACUUGAUGAAAAUGAAAAGAUUUGAGACGUUUGUAGAUUAAAGCUUCAGUUUGGAUCUUUAAUGAAAUCACUUCCAUCCAUGAGGCAGAUCAUCUGAACAGAUUCACCUCCAUCUGCUGCUACUGCCAUCUGAGGAAAUGCACCAAAAACAACCAAUCAGAGCCAGGAGGCGGGGCCUAGUGCUACAAAUCAGCUCAUGUACCAGCUGCUGAAUGUGCUAAUGGUGGAGAAACAACUCACUGUUUCAGAAACUGUUUAUCUGCUGUCAUCUGUUGCUAUGCUAACUAGCCUAGCAUUCAUGAUAAGCUGUGCUAGCAGCAGCAUAGCAGAGAACAAGGAGGGGAAGCAGGCACAACUAAGAGUGAUUGACAGCGUUAAGUCCCACCUCCAGGCUCUGAUUGGUUGUUUAAAGUUAGCACUCGGAUGAUCUCUCAUAAACUGUCACACAGUUUCAACAAAGAUGUAAAAAAAUAUUUAUUUUAUGAAAGUUACGAACUGCAGCUUUAAGAAAUUUGAGACAAUACAAACACACAGCUCUCACCUUCCACCCCACCGACCUCUGACCCCUGAGGCAGCAGCAGAACCCGCCUCCGUUGGGUUUGGUGACUUCCUGAAUGUAACAAACUCCUGCUCUGAUUGGCUGUUUGAUGAAGAGUCAACCUGGAGGAGGAGCUUAAACUCUGUUGUUGUUCCCGUGUUGACGUGGAGACAGCGGAGGUCAGGUGACCCGCUGGAAGCUCCGCCCCUCCAUUUGUAUGCUAAUAAAGGACUAAUGUGUGACUCGGUGUCCGCCUGA